GGACAAACCCAAACUCAUGUACCCCCACAACAUUCCCUCCCAUCCAUCCAAAGAAUUAUUCCCUCCCAAGGUCCAAUUAGAGGUGGUAUAGAAGUAACAUUGCUCGGAUUUAAUUUCCGUCCUGGAUUGCUGGUUAAAUUCGGGGUUAAUUCAGCUUUGGCUACUCAUUGUUGGUCAGAAACUACCAUUGUUACCUAUUUACCUCCUGCUGCUAUGCCUGGACAAGUAUUGGUUAGUUUUGAAGACCUCGACAAUAUAAUGUUGGGAGGACACCAACCACAGCAAGUUUUCACCUAUACUGAUGACACUGAUCGUCAAUUGAUUGAAUUGGCAUUACAAAUUGUUGGAUUGAAGAUGAAUGGUAAAUUGGAAGAUGCCAAGAAUAUUGCCAAAAGAAUUGUUGGUACUGAUAGUAACAGUAAUACCACUGGUAUGAAUACACCUACUCAUAAUCCAUCAUCGUCAUCAAAUCAACAAAUGAAGAUGUCGAAUGAUUCUUGGUUUGAUAGCGCUCAUAAGUCGUUGGAACAAUUGACUAAAUCUGGAUUAUCGACACAAGAAAUCUUGAUUAGUUUGCUUUCAUUGGUUGAUUUGCCAAAUUGUCCAAUUGUUAUUCCUAACUGGCAAUUGUCUAAUAAAGAAGGUCAAUCGUUGUUACAUUUGGCUACUUUGAAGAAUUAUUCUAAUUUGAUUAGAUUCUUGAUCACCCACGGUUGUAAGAUUGACUUACAAGACAAUCAAGGUAUAACUCCAUUGUUCUUGGCUGGUAUGUGUGGUCAUCGUGAUUUAAUCAAGGUUUUCAUUGACUGUAAAUCUAAUUUGAAUUUGAAGUUGUCUAAUGACAAGUAUUUGAAGGAUUAUGCUGAUUUGAAUGUUUUGGAUAUGUUCCCUGAUGGACCAAGAUCACAUGGGUUUGAUGUCAUGAAGAAAUCUGUUAGUGUUGAUUCAUUGAAUUCCAUGUUUGAAAAUGACUACGGAAGGCAUGUUUCCAAGAUGGUUUUGCUGGAUGAUUUGAAUGAUUUGGACAAGUCUGAGUAUCCUCAACUGGAUAUUAUAACUUCUGUGGAAGAUUAUUCAUCGGAAUUUGCCGAUUCAGAGUAUGAGUCUGAUGAUCAUGAUGAUGAACCUGAGGAAGAAGAGUAUGAAAUUUAUGAAGACGACUACUCAGAAGAGGAAGGUGUAGAGCAUGAUUACGACAGUGAAAUUGAAACUAUCAUUGGCACAUCUUCAACUGCAGCUACAUCCGUAGCAACAAGUCCUGCAGAUGCAACUACACCUACAUCGCCUGGAUUAUGGCAAAAAGUGAUGAAUGUGUUCCAUAGUGAUGAUGAAAGAGGUGAACGCGAAUCCUUACCUUCCUAUGAUGAUUUAUUCCCAUUGGGUCCGUCAUCUUCUACUUCCAAACCAAAGUCAUCUAUCGAACGUUUGUUGAAUCGGGUCGACUCUCAACAAGAUUCCGAUGCGGUGCCUUCUGAUUCUUCAGAAGACAUGGUGGUUUCCUAUAUCAAUCAUCCUCGAAAGACGGUUGAGAAUGAUAAGAUGUUGUUCUUUUUCUGGUUGCCUGCAUUGAUGUGUAUUUUAGGAUUAUUCUUUAUGAUCCAUGUCAUGGGAUACAAGAUUGAAAUUAUAGAACGUGCCAAGGAUAUAAUCCGAGGUGUGGUUGGUAAUGCAAUGGUAGGUGAUGAAAGAAUCGGAAGAUUGUUUAACCGUGGUGAUCAGGGAGUUCUUCUGGUAUGA
This is a messenger RNA of Spathaspora passalidarum NRRL Y-27907, 1737 nucleotides long. RefSeq names its product Spt23p (gene SPT23). Gene Ontology annotation, cellular component: cytoplasm. The transcript has a single exon. The annotation marks the transcript as partial. The record is from RefSeq and is a predicted model, not a curated record. Gene Ontology annotation, molecular function: enzyme inhibitor activity; protein binding; phosphatase regulator activity. NCBI's taxonomy places the organism in Eukaryota, Fungi, Ascomycota, Pichiomycetes, Serinales, Debaryomycetaceae.